UAUGGUAUUCGUAGUGAAUAGUCGCAAUUUUAGCAUAUGGACAGGCAUGUAGGCAUUCUUUCUAGCGACGUAUACUUAUGGGGCAACAGUGGCAAGUACCUAUACAUACACUUGGUAUGGGGCGCAACAAACACGCGCGGUACCCGAGUUACUGUUUUGUUUUAUUUGCGUGCGUCAGGUUAGUUCAUCCUUAGUGAAUUAUGGAUUUCACGCAUCGUCAGUCUUGUAAUACGUCUCUUGAUAUCAAGAGACAUAUUUCUAAAAAUUAGUUCUUUACUACCGAAAUUUUCCUCGAACAUGUAUGUGUAGCCUGUAUAAUUUGAGAGAAUUAACCUCCUUGACGUGUAACCAUAAACAAGCUAACCAUACACAUAACAUGUUAACACUGGCUGGAAAACUCGCAGCUAGACAACCGGUCAUUGUGUCAUGUCAAAAGUCUCAAAUAAUCAAUCAAACCAAAACUUUUUAUCAAAAUGCACUCCGUGAUGUGUCCUAGAACCUGUCUAGGUUUCACCAACUUCUUAUUCUUCUUCGUUGGACUUAUCGGCUUCGGUAUUUGCUUAUGGUGCGCCAUCAACACAGAACUAUUCAGAGACUUGAACUACACUGUGACUAGAAGCGAACUAGUUGGAGUUAUAGCUAACUUUGUCAACUUAAAGCUGUGGUUAACGCCUUUAACGACAGUUAUAAUAACUUCGGCUAUCGUAGCGAUGUUAACGUCGUGUUGCGGCAUCCUCGGCGCUGGCUGCAAAACGAAAUGCGCAAUGAAAUCAUACAUCUUCCUUGUUUCCAUUAUAUGCUCUGUAGCUUUCUGGUUUAUCUACAUAUCCUGCAUCUACAACAUUUAUUCUGAUAACGAGAAAACACGCAAGUUUCUACAAAGCACGAUACGCACGCAGUACGGGAAAGAAAACGAUCUCUUUACAUCGCUAUGGGACUAUAUAAUGGUGAACUACGAAUGCUGCGGAGUUGUCAGUUUCGGCGAUUUCAAAGAGACUGUAUGGAUAAAACUGAACCCUGAUAAAUUGUUUCCAGUACAGUGUUGCGUUUUACAGAAUCGUACGCAUCUUAUACCUUCAUCUAAAGAUUGUCAAUUGACACUAAGUCCAGGUACAUUUCAUGAAAUUGGAUGUUUUCGAGCCUUAAGACAAUCGUUAGUGAACAGCAAAGGGCUUAUAAUAUUUUCUUGUAUUGUGUGUCUCUUUGCUUAUGCUUCAUUGAUGUCUUUUGCUUAUUGUGUGUUGAGAGGGGAACCUCUGAUAACUGACACGGAUGGUUAUAUCUACGGAUCCCGGCGAGGGCGGCACGUGGAGCCCGAGCCGUCUGCGAGCUCUCUGCAGAACAUGAUGUUUGUAAACGAUGCUUCGGAACCGACGACGAAAGUUGUUAGGGUGGUGUCGACUGUGAAUCCUUUCCAGAAGUACAAAUAUUAUCCAGAACAAGUGUAGUGUUUUUACAAGUUUGCUAAAUAAAUGGUGUUAUACACAA
Cydia pomonella (codling moth) is the source of this 1488-nucleotide messenger RNA. RefSeq names its product tetraspanin-18B-like. Gene Ontology annotation, cellular component: membrane. The coding region runs from base 474 to 1448 and encodes 324 amino acids. The transcript has a single exon. Lineage: Eukaryota; Metazoa; Arthropoda; Insecta; Lepidoptera; Tortricidae. The record is from RefSeq and is a predicted model, not a curated record.